AUGUUCCUCCUGGGUCUCAAAGCAAAGUCCACAGAUCUUAUCAUCAUUCACCUGGCCCUGGUCCAUAUCUUGACGUUACUCCCCGGGGGAAUCAUCACAGCAGCUGAGAUGUUCGGGCUGCAGCUCAUCCACAGCGAUUUUGGGUGUGUGAUUCUCUCCUACCUGAGCUACGUGAGCAGUGGCCUCUCCAUCUACACCACCUGCUUGCUGAGCGUCCUUCAGGCUAUCACCAUCAGUCCCAGCAACUCCCACCUAUUCCAGCUCAAAGUUAGCAUCCCAAAACUCAUCUUCCCCGGGUCAGUCAGCUUGUGGAUCCUCAACCUGCUGAUAAGCAUCAACCUUCUCUUCCAAUUAAUCAUUUCCUACAAUGGGCUUAUAAGCUGCUUCAGCGGUCACAUGGUCCUUCUUCUCCAACAUCACCACCAAGUCCAACAUCUCCACAGCUUCCACCUCUCCUCCGAGAACUCCCCAGAGAGACAAGCCACCCAAACUAUCACACUGCUGGUUACCUGCUUUGUGUCCUUUUACUUUGGAGAUUUCAUCCUCUCCAUGUUUCUAGGGACAACCAUGAAGAAUGAUGCCUCCCUUUCUAAUGCUAACACAUCUGUGUUCAAUGGCUAUACCACUCUCAGCCCUUUUGUGCUGCUCACCUGUGACACAAGAAUCAUCUAG
Molecule: messenger RNA, 672 nt
Organism: Ornithorhynchus anatinus (platypus)
Lineage: Eukaryota; Metazoa; Chordata; Mammalia; Monotremata; Ornithorhynchidae
Product: vomeronasal type-1 receptor 4-like
Exons: 2
Coding region: 1-672 (223 amino acids)
Biological process (GO): G protein-coupled receptor signaling pathway
Cellular component (GO): membrane
Molecular function (GO): pheromone receptor activity
Source: RefSeq, a predicted model, not a curated record